This is a messenger RNA of Oncorhynchus kisutch (coho salmon), 4673 nucleotides long. It is a transcript of the gene fktn, whose product is annotated as fukutin. The record is from RefSeq and is a predicted model, not a curated record. Lineage: Eukaryota; Metazoa; Chordata; Actinopteri; Salmoniformes; Salmonidae. Gene Ontology annotation, cellular component: Golgi membrane. The coding region runs from base 1122 to 2495 and encodes 457 amino acids. The transcript is spliced from 10 exons.
GUUUAUUGAAUGACUGUUUAUUGUAAUGUGGGACAUAUGAGUCAGUCACCUUGCUGUUUUCCUUCACACUGUCAUAGAAUGUCAUAAAACAGACAUAAGAGGUUAGUUAUAAAUAUAUUUGGUCAUAUUCUCUCAGAAUACAGCGUGUACUCCAGCCCAGCAGGUGGCGAUGUGACUAGAUGUUUCCUGAUGCUGUACAACAUCACUGUCCCGGAAGAAGUCAGUAGUUUGUUUAGGUUUUAUUUAUUUUUUCGGACGUUGAAGCUACACAGAGACUAAACUGGCUUUGUAUCCCUGCCAUCUGAGGAACAUGGUUAGAGAGCCACCUCAACACUACUACCGCUCUACCACAGUAGAGGGCCACCUCAAUUCUACUACUGCUCUACCACAGUAGAGGGCCACCUCAACACUACUACCGCUCUACCACAGUAGAGGGUCACCUCAACACUACUACUGCUCUACCACAGUAGAGGGCCACCUAAACACUACUACUGCUCUACCACAGUAGAGGGCCACCUCAACACUACUACCGCUCUACCACAGUAGAGGGCCACCUCAACACUACUACCGUUCUACCACAGUAGAGGGCCACCUCAACACUACUACCGCUCUACCACAGUAGAGGGUCACCUCAACACUACUACCGCUCUACCACAGUAGAGGGCCACCUCAACACUACUACCGCUCUACCACAGUAGAGGGCCACCUCAACACUACUACCGCUCUACCACAGUAGAGGGCCACCUCAACACUACUACCGCUCUACCACAGUAGAGGGCCACCUCAACACUACUACCGCUCUACCACAGUAGAGGACCACCUCAACACUACUACCGCUCUACCACAGUAGUGGGCCACCUCAACACUACUACCGCUCUACCACAGUAGAGGGCCACCUCAACACUACUACCGCUCUACCACAGUAGAGGGCCACCUCAACACUACUACCGCUCUACCACAGUAGAGGGCCACCUCAACACUACUACCGCUCUACCACAGUAGAGGGCCACCUCAACACUACUACCGCUCUACCACAGUAGAGGGCCACCUCAACACUACUACCGCUCUACCACAAAUGACAUCUUUGGCUCUGCUGUGCCAGAGCAACUAAGGAAGGACUGAUGCUUCGCUUUAACAAAACAGCGGUUCUGGCCCUCCUCAUCGCUACCAGCUCUGUUUUCCUCCUAUUCCAGCUCUAUCACUACAGACAGCAUGUCUCUCAGAAUGGACCACAUAUGUUUGGAAGGACAGUUCAUCUGUCAGGAAAGGAUACUCAGUGGCAGGUGGUGAAGAAGUUCAUGGGUCUGGUCCAUAAGUACAACAUGCCAGUGUUCCUGGUGGACACAGCCUCCCUGGGCCUCCUGUCUCAGGACUCUAUGCUGCUGAGAGACAGCCUGGUUAAAGAACCCCACUGUACUUUCCUCUGCACUAACAGAGACGUCCUCACCUUCGCUCUGCUCAACAACCUUUGGAAAUACGACGCUGGUUUGGUGGCAGCAGCUGAAGAGAAGGGCUUUGAACUGUUGGAGGUGCGAGGGAAAGACCCUCGAUUGGUCAGCAUGGACGACCUAUCAGGAAACGAGAUACCCCUCCACUUCCUGUUCCGUCUCCAAGGUUACGUGGUCCAUGUGGUGGUCCUGUACGAGCGCAGCGGGAACUACCUGUGGCAUGGCGUCCUGCGACUCAAACCAAACAUGGACAGGAAGUUCGCCCCCUUCAGAAGGCUGGACUAUGGCCGCAACGCUGGAGCCUAUGACAGGCCAGAGCUGGUUCUGACCACGUUGGACGGGCUGGAUGUCCGGAUCCCCAGGAACAUCUCUGGAUUCCUGACUGAAUAUUCCCAGGCUCGUUUUCUGGAGUGUAGAUACAGGGAUGCACGCUCCUUCUUCCAGCUGUACCCUGAUGAUACGUCUCCUGAGGCAAUGAACUUCAGGAUGAAGGCUAAGGCUCUGCUCCACCUAGCUGCCAGGAUCCUCACUGAGCUCCGAGUCCCCUUCUGGCUGAGUAGUGGUACCUGCCUGGGUUGGUUUCGGCAGUGUGGCAUCAUUCCCUACAGUAAAGAUGUGGACCUGGGCAUCUGGAUUAAAGACUACAGACAUGAUAUCUCUCAUGCUUUUCAAAAGGCUGGCCUUCCGUUGAAACACAAGUUUGGAAAGGUGGAGGAUAGCCUGGAACUGUCCUUCCAGGGCCUGGAUGUUAAACUGGACAUUUUCUUCUUCUAUGAGGAAACUGACGUUGUGUGGAACGGAGGAACCCAAGCUAAGAGUGGGAAGAAAUUCAAGUAUGUGUUCCCCAAGUUUACUCUCUGCUGGACUGAGCUGAUGGACCUGAAGGUGCGUGUCCCCUGUGAGACGGUAGACUAUGUAUCAGCUAACUAUGGUCCUACCUGGAACACACCUGUAAAGACCUGGGACUGGAAGAGCUCUCCGCCCAACGUGCAGGACAACGGGGUGUGGCCUGUCAGGGAGUGGGAUGAGGUCAUCCAGGUGUACUGACAUACUGCUACACUACAUAUGAGUAGACUACAUUGAAGUACACUUAAACCACACGGAAGAAAAUGGACUGAAACAGGGAGGGACCGUCGAUCUGGACCGUCGAUCUGGACCGUCGAUCUGGACCGUCGAUCCUGUUUUUGUACAUUUUGCUACGGCGUGCACUAUGCGACCCUGAGUAUACUCUUCCGAAGUACACUACACCUGAAAACCCCACACCAAAGUAGCAACUCUAAAGACUACUACUAAGGGUGUGAGUCUGAGCUGCUGGCUUACCAUUGGCUGCUGGCUUACCAUUGGCUGCUGGCUUACCAUUGGCUGCUGGCUUACCAUUGGCUGCUGGCUUACCAUUGGCUGCUGGCUUACCAUUGGCUGCUGGCUUACCAUUGGCUGCUGGCUUGCCAUUUGGCUGGUGGCUUACCAUUGGCUGGUUGGUUGUGAACUGCAGACCACUACUGGACUCUCUUCCUCCUUUGGACUGAAGCAACUGUCUAUUGAUAUGUAAUGUGUGUUCCUUGUUUGAAAUACUGUAUAACGUUGACAAAAAGAUGUCAUAGACAUUUUAAUAGCUACUGACAUUACUUACUACUGACAUGUUGGGUAGGCCCAGGGGAAGGCCAUAUUACGGCCAUGCUUACUUGAUAUCGGGUUAUUACGGCCUUGGCUACUUGAUAUCGUGUUAUUACGGCCUUGGCUACUUGAUAUCGUGUUAUUACGGCCUUGGCUACUUGAUAUGUGGUUAUUAAGGCCUUGGUUACUUGAUAUUGGGUUAUUAUGGCCUUGGUUACUUGAUAUUGGGUUAUUAUGGCCUUGGUUACUUGAUAUCGGGUUAUUACGGCCUUGGUUACUUGAUAUGUGGUUAUUACGGCCUUGGUUACUUGAUAUGUGGUUAUUAAGGCCUUGGUUACUUGAUAUCGUGUUAUUACGGCCUUGGCUACUUGAUAUGUGGUUAUUAAGGCCUUGGUUACUUGAUAUUGGGUUAUUAUGGCCUUGGUUACUUGAUAUUGGGUUAUUAUGGCCUUGGUUACUUGAUAUCGGGUUAUUACGGCCUUGGUUACUUGAUAUGUGGUUAUUACGGCCUUGGUUACUUGAUAUGUGGUUAUUAAGGCCUUGGUUACUUGAUAUUGGGUUAUUAUGGCCUUGGUUACUUGAUAUGGGGUUAUUAUGGCCUUGGUUACUUGAUAUCAGGUUAUUAUGGCCUUGGUUACUUGAUAUCAGGUUAUUAUGGCCUUGGUUACUUGAUAUCAGGUUAUUAUGGCCUUGGUUGCUUGAUAUCGGGUUAUUACGGCCUUUGUUACUUGGUGGCAGGGUAGCCUAGUGGUUAGAGCGUUGGACUAGUAACAGGAAGAUUGCAAGUUCAAACCCCCCCGAGCUGACAAGGUACAAAUCUGUCUUUCUGCCCCUGAACAGGCAGUUAACCCACUGUUCCUAGGCCGUCAUUGAAAAUAAGAAUUUGUUCUUACCUGACUUGCCUAGUUAAAUAAAGGUUAAAUAAACAUUGGGUUAUUAUGGCCUUGGUUACUUGAUAUCGGGUUAUUAUGGCCUUGGUUACUUGAAGUGCUAGGUGGUGGUGAUGACCACGGACUGAACUUGAUUAUUUUGUGUGUCCCAAAUUGUACCAUAUUUCCUACGUAGUGCACUAUAUUGGGAGUGGACAUUAUGUUCAUAUUUGAUAUAUUUUAUGCCUCUUGUGUUUCAGGAAUCAUUGAUUUGCCGACAAAUCGUGUCUUACUUUCCUUUGUAUUGAGUUUUGUCAUCGUUGUUGAAGGGAACUAUGAUCACGCUAGCCUGAGUUCUAGCCUGAGUUCUAGCCUGAGUUCUAGCCUGAGUUCUAGCCUGAGUUCUAGCCUGAGUUCUAGCCUGAGUUCUAGCCUGAGUUCUAGCCUGAGUGCCAGUCUGUCUGUGCUGUCAUGCCAACUCCUUGUCACUCAUUUAGCUUGACAAUGACAGCAUUGGAGUUAUCAAGAGAACAAACUGAUCUGGGACCAGGCUAUGCUCACCAGCUGUUAUGAUUAAAAGCUUUGACAUGAUGAGACCGGUCAGAAAUAUGCAGCGUCCCAUAAAACAACCCAGACCAGAACCGUAGGCCUGAUCACCGACAACGACGAGACAGCCUAUAGGGAGGAGGUCAGAGACCUGUCCGGGAGGUGCCAGGACAACAACCUCUCCCUCAACGAUGAG